This is a messenger RNA of Cuscuta campestris, 1416 nucleotides long. NCBI's taxonomy places the organism in Eukaryota, Viridiplantae, Streptophyta, Magnoliopsida, Solanales, Convolvulaceae. The record is from the annotation of a GenBank genome assembly.
CACCGAGAAUUGUGAGACUCAGAAAAUCGGACGGACGGACGGACGGAGGAGGCAAGGCGACUAGGAUCCGUCUGCGGCGAUCCAUAUUUCGGAUUUCCCGUCUCCGGUUCAUCGAUUCUUCAGGGGAAUUGAUUUCAUCAAGAGAUUCCUAAAUCCCGUAUAGCAUGUAUUUCACAUGCAGUUUAUUGUUCAGUGAUAGAAAGUCAAGGGUUUUAAUGUUAUGAGGUUCCUAAUGUAUUGAACGACUUGACGAGAUGAGCUGCUUUACUAUCAAACCCUUCCUGUCAGCCUACCCUCCAAUUCCUUCCUGCCAAAGUGCUUUCCCAGCACGGAAAUCAGGAUUUCCAGUGUCCUUGAUUUUAAAUAAGUUGUCCUCAGCUGAUUUAGUUGCAAUGCUUCCUAAGUUGUCUCUCAAUGUGGCGGCAAGUACAUCUACUUACAAACGAUCUGCACAUGUCUGUUUGUUUGGUGGUAAGACAAAGUCAGGCAAUGGAAAUGAUGCAGCUCCAGAGGACACGGUGGAGAAUUUAAUGGGAAGUGUCAACAAGGGGCAGUCGAUUGAGGAUGUGCUAAGACAGCAGAUUAAGAGCCAAGAGUUUUAUGAUGGUGGAGGUAGUGGUACUGGUAAAGGUGGCUUUGGUGGAGGAGGUGGUGGGGGUAAAUUUGGUAAAGAUGGUUCCGGUGGACCUGAUGGUGAAGACAUCUCUGAGGCAUUAGACGAAGCAAUGCAAGUUGUCUUGGCUACUUUAGGCUUCGUAUUUUUGUACAUAUAUAUCCUUGAUGGCCCAGAAAUAAAUCGCUACACUAAGGAUAUAAUCAGGUGCCUAUUGGGAGGCAAAAAGAGCUUUCGGUUACAGCGGCUUGAGGAGACCUGGGAAUCGGAUUGGAAGAAGAUAUGGACUAAGAGAAGAAGAGUGAAUCCGCGCUGGUUGGAACCCCUGAUUAUGAGAACUCGGACGUUGUACGGCGCCCCCACAAGUUUCCGGAAACUCUUUAGGGGCAGUGGGGGAGUUGAGUAUGAAGAGAGAAGCACUGAAGUCAAGAAGAAAGCGAGAGACGUGUUUGAUGAAGAGAGAGGUACUGACGAGAAGAAGAAGAACAAAGUGAGAGAUGUGUUUGAUGAAGAGAGGGAAGUGAGAGACGGGUUUGAUGAAGAUGUCGGAUAUCGAUGCGAUGAUUAAUAUAUCAUCAAAUUGAUUCCUUGAUUGAUUGUUCUAUUGUUGCUUGAUCAACUCUUUUGGGAUAUGUGAUUUUUGAAUGCAAUUACUCAUGUUUUAUUAGCUAUGUAUCAUUGGUCUUUUAGCUUUAUGCUUUGUAGUUGCAAAUUUUGAAACCUUCAUCACAAACAUAUGAGUUUAAGGCCAAGGGGAGAAUCACAUUAGUCUGGUCAACCUUCAAGUUGCAAAGGUUAUAUUU